AGUGCUACCGUUCUUGUUUUUUGGCUGGUGUGCACCGGCGUUGAAUUUCCCGCUCUGUUUCUCUACCGUCGAACUGGUAGCUGAUAUAUAUAUAUAUAUAUAUAUAUACAUACAUUAUUCUUCGUUAUUAUUGUUAUUGUUAUCACUUUUCUUCUUCUGUACGUGAUCAUGUCUAAUUUCCCAAAGCUGGCGCGGAUUAAGUCCGAGGAUGAGAAUAUGGAAAAGAUCCACGUCGCGGCCCGCAAGGAUCAGACGGAGGAGGUGCGCCGCCUGAUCGGCCUUGGUGUGAACCCCACCAUCCAAAACCGCUUCGGCUGUACGGCGCUGCACCUGGCGUGUAAGUUUGGCUGUGUCGAGACCGCCCAAUACCUGGCGAGUGUGGCCGAGGUGCACUCCUCCUGGCACGGGCAGAAGCCGAUCCACCUCGCCGUCCUCUCCAAUCAGCUGGACCUGGUGAAGGCGCUCGUCGAGGGCGCGAAGGUGCGGGGACUGUCGACGGAGACGCUGCUGAACGAGUGCGAUGAGCGGGAGGUGAACGAAAUCGGCACCCACCUGAAGCACUGCAAGGGGCAGACGGCGCUGCAUUGGUGUGUGGGGCUGGGGCCGGAUUACCUACCGAUGAUGCAGCUACUCGUCCAGCUGGGGGCGUCACCGACGGCGAAGGACAAGAACGAUGAGACGCCGCUCAUGCGGGCGAUGGAGUUCAACUGGCCGGAGGCGCUGGAGAUGAUGUUAGACAACGUCCCGAACCAGAAUGCGCUGCGGCUUGACUACUCGGACAAGAACGGCCGCUCCCACCUUCAUUGGGCGAUCCUCAACAACAACGAGGCGAUGGGGCUGCGCUUCGUAGAGAUGGGCCACAACGUGAACAUGGAGGACGCCGAGCACGUCGCCCCGCUGUACCUCUCGGUGCGGGCAGCCAUGGUGCCCCUCACGGCAAAGCUUGCGGAGUUGUCGGAUGUGCUGCUCGUGCAGAAUUGUCCGUUUCACAACGGGACGACGGUGGUGCGGGAUCGGAUUGCGUGGCUAGACUUUGUCUCGGCGGACGCGGACGCGGAGCCAGCCAAGGCGGAGGUGAUUCGGCUUUUUCAGGCAAAGCUGAAUGAGAUCAUGGCAGGCCUUGGCGGUGGCGCGAAGGACGGCGAGAAGAAGAAGAAGCGGGGCAGCAACACCAUCAAGAAGAUGAGCUUAGCGCCUUCCGCCCCCGUCCGCGAUCGAUCUCGCAGUCGGGGAAGGAGUUUGAACUCUCGCAAGUAA
Molecule: messenger RNA, 1257 nt
Organism: Leptomonas pyrrhocoris
Lineage: Eukaryota; Euglenozoa; Kinetoplastea; Trypanosomatida; Trypanosomatidae
Exons: 1
Coding region: 169-1257 (362 amino acids)
Molecular function (GO): protein binding
Source: RefSeq, a predicted model, not a curated record